UGUAAAUAAACGAUUGACAGAGACGCUGCUGAUAGUGAAAUUGCUACCAACAUAUUUUAUCAAUCCGGAUUCACGUUACUCGACUGUGUAUCAAGGCUUGUGUGGCUACGUUGAUGUCAUUCCCACCCGCCAGUUUGCUGCCAGCCACUAGAGUCGGACUGUGUCGAACAGCACAGGUAGCUUGUGGCCAAUGUCACAGGCUCCACCUGUCGAGAGAAGGGGACUAUCAAAAGAAAGCUCAGAGAAAGCUACCAAGUUGGCCCUCAACAACAGACUUCUCUUGUUUCCUUGUGGCUGUUGGACUGAGUAGGGGACUCACCAGCUGUAAAGAAUUGUCAUGUUGGAUUUAAAUAAAGAAGUGGUGGAUUUGGUUUGGGGGAGACCCUCUAGUGGAAGAGUGUCUGCCUCCAUCUUCCGUAGAUGGACCCAAGGAUUUGUUUUUUGUGAGAAUGAGCAAACUGCACUGGAGCAAUUUGAAGGAGGGCCCUGUGCUGUCCUGGCACCUGUCCAGGCUUUCCUCCUAAAGAACAUGCUCUUCAACAGAGAGAGUUCCAACUGGAGACAGAUGACGGAAGAGGAUCAGAAAACAGCACUGUGUUCCACGCUGAGUGAAAUCCUGGAGUCUGCCUGCUCCAGCCCCUCCACAGGGUUCUGCCUGGUGACUUGGGCCAAGGGACAAAGCCCACAUACUAGCACACAGUCACAAACACAGGACAUGCCAGAGAGCAGCCAGCCGCCACAAGAACAGCAGCCCACUGCUUUGGCUGCUGAGGACCUUGGCUUUGAGCAAUUUCACAGUGCUGUCCAUAAGUGGACUGUGACGUCAGUGUCUGGUCUCAGAGAGGAGGUGUUGUCUCUCUGCCACACCUGGAGGGGGUGCUGUGGAGUCCUGCUAUUCCUCUACUCUGUCAUCCUCACCAAGGGCAUGGAGAAUAUCAGAAAUGAGAUCCAGGACACGAUGGAGCCUCUCAUAGACCCUGUGCAUGGCCAUGGCAGUCAGAGCCUGGUGAACCUCCUUAUCACUGGCCAUGCUGUCUCUAAUGUCUGGGAUGGAGACAGGGAGUGCUCUGGCAUGAAACUUCAUGGUCUUCAUAAACAGGCAUCAGUUGGCUUCCUCACGCUUAUGGAAUCUCUCCGCUACUGCAAGGUCGGGGCAUUCCUCAAGUCUCCAAAGUUCCCUAUUUGGAUCCUUGGCAGUGAAACUCACCUCUCUGUGUUUUUUGCCAAGGAGAUGUCCCUGGUGGGUCCAGAGUCUCCAUCAGAACAGGCAAGGAGGGUCUUCCAGUCGUUUGAUCCUGAAGAUAAUGGCUUUAUCCCCGAAUCUCUGCUGGAGGACGUGAUGAAAGCCCUUGACCUUGUCUCUGAGCCUGAAUAUGUCAGUCUGGUGAAGAGUAAACUGGAUCCAGAGAGUUUGGGCAUUAUUCUACUGGGCCCGUUCCUGCUGGAGUUCUUCCCCGAUCAGGAUUCAGGAAUCCCAGACUCAUUCCCCGUCUACCACUACAAUGGACUCAAACAGUCCAACCACAACGAGAGGGUGGAAUAUGUGGAGGGGACGGCUCUGGUGCUGGGUUUUGAGGACCCCAUGGUUCGGACCGACGACACUCCAGUGAAGCGCUGCCUACAGACCAGGUGGCCCUACAUCGAGCUUCUGUGGACCACCGACCGCUCCCCGUCACUGAACUAGCACCGACACAGUCUGUGUGUGUCCGUGGAUGGACCACUACUGCUCCACACAGUCCUCUCCGACUUCCUCUCUGCGCACUGACCCUGAAAGGUCAGCAGGUUUCGACUGACACACAUAUACAUAUACAGAUGAAUGAGAUGGAGGAAAAACACAAAUGCCCACAAUAGACUGAGACGAACACAUUCAUGGACUUAACAUACUUGCCUGAGAUCCUUUUUUCGAUCCUCACUCACAUAUUCCACAAACAAACACACCUUUACAGUUCAUGCUAUGGUCUUCAGCAUGGCUUAUAUUUGACACACAUACUGUUGAUGAUGUAAUUAUUUAAAAGAAGAAAAAAAAAAAAAAAAAAAAGUGACUGUUUAUUUUACUGCUCUGUCCCGACACCUCUGCUACAGUUAAGCAGUAGACGAACUGGAGAGCGAACUGGUUUGGUUCAACGACUUAAGUGUGUCACCACAACCCACGCUGAGCCACUUGUACAGCCAGUCGACUGUAAAGCACUACUGUUAAUCCAGCUAUAGGACUGUUUGAGGGGAAAAAUCUACCAAAGCCUUCCACGUUUGAGAACACAUUCACACCGUCACACUCACAGAUAAGCGUUUACAGCGUAAAAGGGACCAACCCAGACGCAUAGAACAAAAGGUUUCUUUAUUGUUUUCACUGAGAUGAAGCUGGUUUAGGUGCUCUCUCUGUGUGUGUGCGUGCUUUGUGCACCACACAAGGAUGUUGGCCAAGUGUUCAUGUAUUUAUUAUCACACUCAAAGGUUCUGGAAUAAACUUUUUUUUGUUCAAA
Messenger RNA from Anarrhichthys ocellatus (wolf-eel), 2480 nucleotides. RefSeq names its product MINDY lysine 48 deubiquitinase 3 (gene mindy3). Gene Ontology annotation, biological process: protein K48-linked deubiquitination. Lineage: Eukaryota; Metazoa; Chordata; Actinopteri; Perciformes; Anarhichadidae. Gene Ontology annotation, molecular function: cysteine-type deubiquitinase activity; K48-linked deubiquitinase activity; calcium ion binding. Bases 338 to 1684 code for a protein of 448 amino acids. The transcript is spliced from 16 exons. The record is from RefSeq and is a predicted model, not a curated record.